UAGUCGCGCGCAUGCGGCCCGCGUCCGACGCACGUCCGCACAUUGUUCGAAUUUCGAAACGCGAUCGAAAUUUAAAAUUUACGAUAAACAGAUCUUUUAAACGCUCUGCAUUUAAAACAGAUUCGAUUUUUAAAUAAGUUUAUGGAAGUUAUUGGCUUUUAAUAUUAGCGUUUUCUUUUUUGAGUUCGUUAAUUGUUUUAGUGAAACAAAAGUGUUCAUUCAAAACAUUUUCAUUUUUGGAAUGACAGUUUGAAGAUAUCAAGUGCAAUGUCGGAGAUGUUCAAGAUAGCGGUGGCGGUGGCGAUGCUGUUCUCGCUGGCGCUGGAGGCCCGCGCCGGCUCGUACGCGCCGCGCCCCGACUACGGGUACCCCGCCGGACUCAUACCCGACUGCCCUGGAGUGCUGAAGAACGCGUCGAUCAGUGCUCGCAUGCUGCCGCAGCUGCAGGUGACGACGCACCGCGUCACAAGCGCCGGGCAGAUCGAGCGCCGGAACCUGCCCGUCGAGAGCGCGCCCAAGAUCGUGGCCCGGGAUAAGACUAUUGAUUUAAAAAACAAGAAGACGGUGUUGUACGCGGUGGGCUUCAUGGACAGCUCGGUGUUCCCGUUCUCGCAGGCGCUCGGCACGUCCUACUCGCGCCGCGGGUACAACGUCUUCAUCUCCGAGACCUUCGCCUUCCUCACGCACAUCUACCCCAAGUCAGUUCGCCUGGCUCGAUUCAUCGGAAGAAAGAUGGGAGAAUUCCUCGUAAAGCUGACUGAGAUCGGACUGGAACCCGAAAACCUCGAGCUUGUUGGUGCGAGCCUGGGAGCGCACGAAGUCUCCUUUGCAGCGAAAUACUUCUACGAGGUGACAGGAAAGAAACCAGCGAGACUGACGGGACUGGACCCAGCGGGACCCUGCUACAGAUCACUCGGCACCGAAAACAAGCUGUGGAAGACUGAUGCGGAGAAAGUGGACGUGAUCCACACGAAUAUCGAUGGUUUCGGGAUAGCUGAAGCGUUAGGUCAUGUGGAUUUCUACGUGAACGGCGGUGAGUUCCAACCGAGCGACAUACCUUACAUUCCUUGUUUGAUCGUUUGCAGUCACGUCCGGUCUAUGAUCUACCAGUGGCAAGCGUUGGAACACCCCAAGAAGUUCAUAGCUACCAAAUGUGACUCGGUGCAAGAAGCGAGGUUUGCUCAGUGCUUCAACAGUACCGUCACAAAUUAUAUAGGUCUAGAGACUCAUUUUGAGCGACCCGGUAUUUAUUAUCUAGCUACUAGUAACGAGUUCCCGUAUUAUAAAGGGAAAGAUGGUUUGAAAGCUGAGAAUGAGAUUUAUACCUCGGUUGUGAGAAGAAUCAAUGAUGAUAAUGGUUUUGUAGUGUAAUUAUAUAUUGAAAGUUGUUUACAGGGUUAUUUAUUUAGUUAAGGUGUAGUCAUAAUACGAUGUAAAUAAAUAUGGAUUCAGUUGUAGUCUCAUAAUGUUUAAGUUUACUAUAAACAAUUCAAGUUUAUUAUUUAUGAAUAUAAACAUAAAUUAUUCAAAGGGGCAAGAAUAUUACCUUGAGGUACUCCUUAUGUAUCUUAGUAACAACAAAUGUACUCUAUGACUCUUUUUUAUUAAUAAUAGAAUUUUUAUAAGGGAAAAUAUAAUUAUAGCUCAUUGAUUGUCUAAAGUCAGUUCAGUAGUACAUAAUGCUACAUCAUUAUUUACCGACAAAAUCAGAAGCUGUUGCAAAAUCAAAUACUUAUUUUUGCCAAAACUGUCGCAUCAUAUUAUGAAUGUUUUUUUUUGUUUACGUUACAUAUUUACAUAGAACUUGAUUAUAACCCAAAUAAUGUAAAACAACACACUUGAAUGUGUGGUUAUUGUGAUAUAAUUAGUAGUAGGCUAUAUUAACCCGAGCCUGUGAUUUUAGUUUUAAUAAGUAACAAUUAUAUAGUAUUCUUAGCGAAUAUUAAAGAUCUGUUUAUUUAAUGUGA
Trichoplusia ni (cabbage looper) is the source of this 1967-nucleotide messenger RNA. Its product is annotated as phospholipase A1-like. The coding region runs from base 268 to 1371 and encodes 367 amino acids. The record is from RefSeq and is a predicted model, not a curated record. The transcript is spliced from 5 exons. Gene Ontology annotation, molecular function: lipase activity. Lineage: Eukaryota; Metazoa; Arthropoda; Insecta; Lepidoptera; Noctuidae.